This is a messenger RNA of Polypterus senegalus (gray bichir), 1165 nucleotides long. RefSeq names its product sialoadhesin-like. Lineage: Eukaryota; Metazoa; Chordata; Cladistia; Polypteriformes; Polypteridae. The transcript has 7 exons. The record is from RefSeq and is a predicted model, not a curated record. The coding region runs from base 102 to 938 and encodes 278 amino acids.
CUGACAGCGGCCUGUAUUACUGCACAAGGAGCGGUGGGCACACGGCCGCCAACUCGACAGCUCUGGUUCUGGACGUGCAGUAUGCUCCAAAGAACACAGUGAUGUCCAUGGAUCCUGGUGGCAGCAUACUAGAAGGGGACACGGUCACUCUGUCCUGCUCAUCCAUGGCCAAUCCAUUAAGCAGCUACAAUUGGUAUCAAGUGAAGGGAGCCGCCAUCAUAAAGAGAGGAUCUGGGCAGAACCUGACCCUUGCCACAGUGACCCCUAGUGAUGGUGGGACGUAUUACUGUGAAGCUGCUAACCAGCAUGGAGGGGAGACGUCGCCAGCCAGGAAUGUGACUGUGCUGGCUCGAUCAAGUGUGCACAAAAAUCUUGUCCCCAGAGAAGAGACAUCUACGGGUGGUCCGCUACUUUCUCGGACACAGUCAUCCCUACCCAUGUGCAAGAUGGCACCGAAAAUACCCGACAUCGACGAAUGGGCCCAGCUAGUCAUGGAUGUGCACGAUGUCCCUCACGUCACAGUUGAUCCACCGGGCCGCCUCACAGAGGGCUCGUCGGUGACUCUGAGCUGCCAGUCCAAAGACAGCCUGCCCAGCCUUUACUCCUGGUUUCAUGUCGACGGAGUCUCCCUCUCCAACAGAGGGUCUGGGCAGAACCUGACCAUCAGGCCGGUGGCCAUCCGUGACAACGGGGCUUACUUCUGUGAGAUGACCAACAAGAACGGAGCUGAGAAUUCAACAGCCGUGACCCUGCAAGUACACCGGCAUCAACCCAAAAUGAUUCUUUACGCACUAAUGGGGACCAUCGCCGUCCUAAGUAUCUGCCUCUUUGGGUUAUUUCUUGCAUUGAAAAUGAGAAAGUCCAGAUUUUACGACCUGGAAAUUAAAAUGAAGUAUUUCAAUCACUUCACGCCAGAACGAAUCCAAAGGCUUAUAUGACUUGGCACGGAGGCCACAUGGACAUGACGUGCAAGAAUGGGAGCUCUGCACACGUUUGAAAGGCUUGCCGACCGUCCAAGAUGAGGUUACGCGAUGUUCGCUUUUAUGAACGUAAAUUAUUUAUGUGGAGAGGUAAACACAUGGAUCUGAAGGACUAAACAUCCCCUGCUAAUGGCCAGUGUGUCAAACAAACGCCGCCAUUUGAAACGCUUUUCUCACCCGCUGUG